AUGUCGCGCGCCUCUUCCUCGCCCGACGAGCUGGACGCAGCACACCCACGAGCAAACACACACAGGGCUUCUGUCAGGUCCACAUCGAGCCCGGGCGAAUCGCCUGUCGUGGAGAUCUCUUCGGUGCUGAGAACACGAUCAGAUCGAGACGGCAGUGCCGGGCUGAUGAGACCUCCUGCGCUUCCGAGACACAUCCAACAAGCUAGGACGGACGAGAGGAUGAGCAAGAGGAGGAGAUAUGGACAGGCCAGAAGAUCUGGUCCAGGAGAUGAGCAGGAAGAAUGGCAUCAAGGCUUGACAGAUGCUGCUGCUGCCACUGCUUCUUCUUCUAGAAUUCCAAUGGGUCCACCCGCUUUACCUUCGCCAUCUCCCAGACCUAGCCCAAUGCCGCUCGAAAGUCCUGCCGUAAAGACGGAAUACUCCACCCCUGUCCCUGGAUCUGGCAUCCUCUCGCCAGAUCCUCCGCCCACAAACCGUCGAUUGGAUUUUCUUCGUGGCGGGUACCGAUCAGGUCACACGAAUGGAGCGAUGCUCGACGGAGCGUCUUUGAGACAUGCACUUGCGGAGUCUGUCGUGGCGGACGAGGAGGAGGAGGAGGAGGAAGAGCAGAGGGAGUCGAGAGAACCAGAGGAAGGGGAGAACAGUCCUUUGCUUGUCUUCCAAUGCGACGCUUGCGGCGUGGUGCUGGGUGACAGCUUUUCUUGGGUUGCUGCUCAGAGGGAGCUUGGACUUUUGGUUUUGUCCUGUGAGUGGCGCGACUGAAAGCUCACGCAAAGCUCAGCAUGUGGGACACAACGUGCUACAGGGUACAAGUCCUGCAGGCGACUGACGAGCUCCACUCAAACUGUUCCCUGCAGCUGCAACGGACGAAGUCGUCGUGGAUAGGACUUUUGUCACCUCGACCGAAGGAGGGCUCGACGUUGGCUCGUGAGUAGCAUUGAAUGGGCUAUUCAGGAAGCAGCAUCUCCUGGACCGCUUGCUCACGCUGGAGUGCUGUCUUGAAUGCGCAGAACCUACUCUUCGUUUACUUGUUCAUGCGGAGCCGCGCUAGGGCGAAUGUACAGGACCACCUCUCGAGCACUGGACGAUCUUCGAGAUGCGUAUUCUUUUCAAGUAACUCAGGUUCGCGUGUAAGUAGAAGCCUGGCAGAUCGCGUGUCUACAAGCACAGGUGCUCACGCCAUGGACGUUGCUUGGCGCUUGGCAGCUAUCAGCUCGGGACAGGCCAAGCCAACGCAGCUCGUGGACAUCCUCAGCGAGACUCUGUCGAGGCAGAAGCAGGAGACUUGACCGCAGAGGCCCCUAUGGCCGAGCCGCUCACAGCGCUAGCUUCGACACAUGGAGAACAACUGGGACCAAACGAAGUCUUUGACACGGUCGAGAGAGGCGCAAAUAGGCGAUACGUGACUCCGGUAGUGACGGGUGCUGUUGCUGGCAUCGAUGGUCCCGCGGGGCAUGGUCAAGCGCAAAGCGGUUUUUCAAGGACACCCGUGCCUCCCAGUCGCGACGAUCAACGAGUGAGUUCAGACGUGAUGAGCAUUUGCAUGAGUCCAUUGCGUGCAGUCAUCUCAUCCGAUUCGUGCCAGUCGAAGGCUUACCCCCCUCAAACACGUCCAUUUGCUCAGAUUCGAGUGCUUUUGAUGGGUAUAGGCGAGCGUCUGGUGAAGCUCGAGAGGCAGAUGGAGUCUUUGCAACAAGCUCCCCCUCGCUCCGACUUCAGCACUGUUCAAGCUGCCUCUUCGGCAGCACGGCCAAAGGCCGGGACUAUUCGCAGUCAUUCCACAUCCGAAGGCGAGGGAAGCGUGAUGAGUGAGCAGGUUCAGGAGAAUGGAGCACGGUGA
Ceraceosorus bombacis is the source of this 1840-nucleotide messenger RNA. The record is from the annotation of a GenBank genome assembly. NCBI's taxonomy places the organism in Eukaryota, Fungi, Basidiomycota, Exobasidiomycetes, Ceraceosorales, Ceraceosoraceae.